Gaeumannomyces tritici R3-111a-1 is the source of this 3237-nucleotide messenger RNA. RefSeq lists its product as hypothetical. Bases 312 to 2015 code for a protein of 567 amino acids. The transcript is spliced from 2 exons. The record is from RefSeq and is a predicted model, not a curated record. NCBI's taxonomy places the organism in Eukaryota, Fungi, Ascomycota, Sordariomycetes, Magnaporthales, Magnaporthaceae.
GCCAGCCCUUCCCCCCCCCUCCUGUGUGUGCCUCAUCCCAUGCACGCCCACCUCACUCUACUAGCAGGGUCAUUCGUUUCUAAUAGUAGUAGGCACAGCCACGCCGGUCGUGGACUUAUGCGUUGUAGAAGUGACUCUAUUCUCACACAAGACACUCAUUUCUUCCCUUCUUUACGCCGUCUUGGCUGUUCACCUUGAGAGGUUCUUUUUCGUUUUCUUCUUUUUUGCUGUUUUCUUUUUUCUUCUCCAAGUUGACUUGUAGUCGCUUCUUUUUCUCUUUACUUGCGCCUUCGUUUUCUUUAAUCCCGACCAUGUCUGCUCUUCCUCCUCGCCCGGCACCGCCGGUUUCGGCACUACCUGCGUCGCCCGCUCCUCGUUCGGCCGUCCUCGCUUCACGCCCGGUGCUGGCACCGGCAGUUCCCCCUGCUCCGACACUAGAAUCGACAUCGGGGAUGAUCGAGGUUGCGACGCCGACUGAUGGUGGUCUCGAGGUGGUGACCCUCGAAACGACUGCUGCGACUCCCGCGACGACGACCGCGAGCCCGGCGACACCGGUGUCCGCCCCCAUACGGCAACCACAGCAGGACUACUGGGACGAGAAGAUAUGCCUCGAAGUCGAGUACAACGCUGAUUACCCCCCGCAAACCAUCGUCAACGAUGGAAACAGCACCGGUGGUGCCGAUAUCAAAGUUUCCAUGGACGGCGGCUUCCCUGCACCGGGCGGCCUAAAGCGGACCAACACCAACGGCUCCGCCAUCUCCGAGCCCGCGCCCGCAUACAAGAGCGGCGACACAUUCACCGACUCGCCUGCUUCCGAGAGGGGUAUGUGGAGGGGCGACGCCGGCGUCACCGACGCCGAUCGGCCGAAGCCGGCUGGCGAGACCAUGUUUGGAUAUCCCAAGAAGAAGGUCAUCAUGAUCGGUGGUAGCAUUCUUCUCCUGAUUGGUGUCAUAAUCGCCAUCGCGGUAGGAGUCUCGCUGGGCAUGCAGGGCCAGGCCUCAAGGUCUGCGAACUCCGAGGGCUUGAUGAUGGACAACACCAGGGUCGCAUCCAUAAACUGGACCGAGGCUGUCAGCGGAACCCGCCACGUCGCCGUCUUCUACCAGACCCGCGAAAGCUCCCUUAUGGCGUCGACACGCGACACGCUCAGCAACAGGUGGCGGACCGUCAACGUGACGGCCGCGGUUCUCAAGAACACCAAGGCGCUUUCGCUGGACGUCUUGCCGGGCACGCCCAUCGCCGUGUGCAGCAACCAGUUCCAGCAGUCGCUCUACUACCUCAACUCGCGCCGCCAGGUCCAGGAGCUCUACUCGUCCAACUUCAACGCCGACGAGUGGUUGAGCGGUAUGUUCUCGUCCAAGAUCCAGGCCAAGUCGGCCCCGGGAUCCAAGCUGUCGGCGGUCAGGCAGAUGUGCAACAACUGCAGCAACUCUCUCCUUGUCACGUGGCAGGACGACGAUGGCAAGGUCCGCCUGGCCAACUUUACGGCCGACGCCUGGCAGGAGAUGCCGCCCAUCGCUGAGAGCGCCGCCCCGGGCACCGGCCUUGGUCUCACGGCCUUUACCGACUUCCGCGGCACCGGCCCAUUUGGCACCGACACCAACGCCCUCCGCAUCUACGUGUCCGGCGGCACCACUCUCAUGGAGUACAUCAACGGUCCCGAGACCAACUUUGCCUGGACCACUGGCAACUUCGGAAACCCGCUUGCCUCAGGCCUGCCGGUCAGCCCCAGUCCCGAUAUCGCGUCCAUCACGUACGGCCCCAACGGCUGGAUAAACAACCUGGUGGCCUACACCGACGUCUGCGGCAACAUCCAGACGGCCGUCUGGCGUGGCACGACCUGGUCCAUUCAGCAGGCCACUCUUACGGGCCAACCGGCCGGUGUCGAUAACUUCACCGCCAUCACGGCAACGCAGGAGAUGCACAUCUACGCCCGCCAUAAGGGUGGCAAGAUCCACGAGUUUGCAACCAACGCGUCCAACCCCUUCCUCUGGACCUGGCAGGGCGCUCUGUGAGCGCGUUUAUACGCCGUCGAUGUCGACCUUUAUUUCGUGAUGGGUCCCUGGGGGAUGAGAUUAUCUUCUCGACAGCAGUCAUGAGGAUGACGGAGAAUUUUACAAGGAAAACAGAGAAAAAAAAAAACCAAAUGGGUUCGGGGUUCUUGGGUCAAUGAAUCGGUGUUGAUGACUCUGGGUGGAGGGAAGGGCAGGGACCCCAUCGGCCGCGGCGCGAGUUCUCAACUUGGGGGCCAUCCCGAGCAAGAGAGAGGAACGGUGGUUUCUACGCUACAGCACAUCGCACUAGGAACAUUACUUCGAGCCCAUCCAACGGUUUCGCGACGUAUUUGAAUGACGACACAAACAUACAGGACACUAUUUUAGAGAUUUUUCUUAUUUUUCUUCUUCUCGGCCUCGGUUAUUUUCUCUUGGUUUUUUUUUUAUUGUUUUCUUUUCUUAUCCCUUCUCACCUUCUCUUCUCCUCCACUUACUUGCUUUUUCUGCUUUGCUUUUUCCCCUGUUGGUCCAGUUCUUCUCUUGGAAUGACCAACAUUUGCACAAAGGGGAUGGGGGUUUUCUAUAUCCAUAACCAAACGGGGUUGCACAGGGCGGAUCGGAGCAUUGGAUACCACGAUGAUGGAGCCUGGGCUGGGGUUGAACAGGAGGGAGAGAAGACUGCGGCUUUGGAAGGCGAGCCGCGGCAAAACAACGAGGAGGAAUGUGGUUGACAAGAGGCGCGAGAGAGAUCUCCUUUUCUCGCAUCAAGUACCUAGAGCUGCUUUACUCUAACAUUCCUCUGUCUCUUUUUUCACGUACCUUUAUUUGUUGUUUCCUUUCUGUUUGCCUCGCCUUUUUCUUCCUGUCCGCAGUCUUGCUCUCUCUCUCUCUCCUUUGUUUGUCACCACUCAUCCAUCAUCCCAAUGUUUUGGACGUCGAGAACAACUGUGGGCCCCCGCUUCAAUGUUGGACCGUUUCCUGUUGUGACUCCCUCUCUAAUGUCUUGUCUCCUUCGUCGUUGUUUCCUUGCGAACUUACGAUAUACCUGGCUGCCAAAACCCCCGCUGCUCACUGCUAGGGUGAGUAGUGUCGGGGAUGGCCUUGCCCGAUGGAGUGUACGCAUACGGAGGUGUCAGGCAAAAGUUUUCGCCGUGGGGCAGUACCGACCAGGGCAGGACGGGUCCAGCUCCUACCAAAUAAGGCCUAGCUUAUACAUUCUUCAACAUCAAUUACUGUACAAGUC